CCCUACACCCGCCACUGGAACCAGGACCGUGCCUCAGACAAGCCGGAGCCUCCGAGGCAGCAGCUGGGUUGGGAGCAGGGGAAAGCUGAGCCAACAAAGAAAGACCAAGUGAAAGAGGAUUGGAGCACCGCUGGGACACAUCCUGUGAGUGACAGGGGUAGGACACUAGCACUGAGCAGCAGGUUUUCCCAAACAGCUGAGCCCUCGGCUCCUGGGGAAGAUGAGUAUUUCGUCGGAGCAYAAACCCCUUGGGAAGCAGGUCACUGGCAGCCUGCACACGUUGUCACCAAUUGUGGAGUUAAAUGUCGGUGGGGAGAUGUACACGACAACACUGAGCACCUUGAAGAAACACCCAGGCUCCAAGCUGGCAGAGAUGUUCACUGGCCAGCCMAAACUCAGGACUGACUCCGAAGGGAGGUUCUUCAUCGACAGGCCAGGCACUUAUUUCAAAUACAUCCUGGAGUACCUGCGCAGUAACCAAGUGCCCACCCAAUGCAUCCAGGAUGUCUACAAGGAGGCUUUGUUCUACGACAUAGAGCCUUUGAUCAAGCAGCUCGAGGACUCCCCACAGAUCUUCGGAGAGCUCGUGGCGAGGAGGCAAUUUCUGGCUCGUGUGCCCAACUACAGUGAGAACAUUGAGCUGAUGAUCCGCAUCGCGAGGGCGGAAGCGGUCGCAUCCCGACAGUCCAACGUCAUCGUGUGCGUGGUCAAAACUGAGGAGGACGCAGCCAGAUGUCAGGAUUCCUUGAACAGUUUGGACAUGGAUAAAAAAUCCGUGGUGAAGUUUGGCCCCUGGAAAGCUGUGCCAAGUAUUUCUGAUCUGCUGGACUGCAUUCAAAUGGAUGUUGAAGCCAAAGGGUAUAAAAUAUCCUUUCAGCCCCACGUUGCUGAAAAAGGUUUUCGCUUCAAAUCACAUGACUUUUUCUAUAAGUUUCUGUUCACCUGGUGGUAGCAAAGUGCCACCAUUGAUGGGGACAGAAGAAUGUAGUUAUUAGAACAAAUUAACCUGAGCUGUGGAGACCAAACCAUGGGCUACCAGAGGGACAGGAAGAAACACACAGGCCAUUGAAAGGAUCUCCUUUGUCUGUUUGCCAUAUCAAAGAGCACAUAACAGCCACUCUGCUUGGGCUUUAGGGGAUAACUUUUUAGGGGAUUUAAAAGGCUUCAGGAAAAGGAAGAAUUUUACACUUCRGUGUUGCUUACUAUUCAUUCAGAUCAAAGAGAUCGAUCUGUGAAUUGUGCCAACCUCACUCAUGGGAAGUGAACAAUCCCAAGUAAGCCUCAUAGACAUGUAGAGAUGGUCUCUCAGUGCAAAUGGGAACAGGGUGCAUAUGUGCAAAUCGUGACUAAAGCACAUGCUCAAAUUAAUUUGGAUUCUUAAUGAGAAGGCAGAAGCUAUUCUUCUCCCUCCUUUCUACRCUGGAAUCUGCRUUAAAAGGAAGGAUUCAGUGUCCURUGAUCUCUUCUUGUUCCUCCAGUAGACAGCCUACUCUCUAGUCARUGUAUUUAUUACCAUUAUUUAUUAUUUGUUCUGAAGGAAAAACAGAGAACCUCAGCUAUGGUUCAGGAUCAACAAAAGGCAAAAAUACCACCACUGAUGUGAGAAACUUAUAAUCUAAGGACAUGCAUUCCUCUUUCAGGCCACACAAUUUUAAUAUCUUUCUUAUGACACUCAUAAUUAUGAUGAUGCUAUUUCUACCUUUAUAUAAGCUUCUGCAAGAAUUGGGAAAACCUGCCAUAAUUUGGUGGGAGGGAAGCACAGGAAGCAGCCUGAAAAUUGUCUUUUACAGAACACAAAUUGUAUUCUAYAUUGUGUUUUUAAAAGUCUCAGAAUUUGAAGGUUUAUUUUUAUACUGGAGAUGGCUUGGUUUUAAUCACUCUGAAAAUCAUAAUGGCUAAUUGGAUAAAGAUCAUAGUUCCUUUACUUCUCAGAAGAUGCAUUUCUUCCAGUUAAGGUCCGCAGAAGAAUCAUAGAAUGGUCCCUGGGAUUUCAAAUAAAUAAAAUCUUUUUGAAUUAUACAGAAGUGCUUUAUUUACUGACAUUUUCCCCACAAGAUCCCCAGUUUCUGAAGACCUGAAGUUUUGUCUUUAGGGUAACAGAUUUGAAUAAUUCCUAAUUAGACUGYGUUUCAGAUGUGCUC
Malurus melanocephalus (red-backed fairy wren) is the source of this 2141-nucleotide messenger RNA. RefSeq names its product potassium channel tetramerization domain containing 14 (gene KCTD14). NCBI's taxonomy places the organism in Eukaryota, Metazoa, Chordata, Aves, Passeriformes, Maluridae. Bases 221 to 952 code for a protein of 243 amino acids. Gene Ontology annotation, biological process: protein homooligomerization. The transcript has 2 exons. The record is from RefSeq and is a predicted model, not a curated record. Gene Ontology annotation, molecular function: protein binding.